Salvelinus fontinalis (brook trout) is the source of this 10569-nucleotide messenger RNA. RefSeq names its product acetyl-CoA carboxylase alpha (gene acaca). Gene Ontology annotation, molecular function: ATP binding; acetyl-CoA carboxylase activity; metal ion binding. The transcript has 50 exons. Bases 537 to 7757 code for a protein of 2406 amino acids. Gene Ontology annotation, biological process: fatty acid biosynthetic process. Lineage: Eukaryota; Metazoa; Chordata; Actinopteri; Salmoniformes; Salmonidae. The record is from RefSeq and is a predicted model, not a curated record.
CCUCUCACUUCUGCGUUCCCUUAGCCGCCCAUCAAUUUUAAUGGUGAGGGCGAUGAGGGAAUCGAGGUCCACCGGCAAUUCCCGAGUGGCUAGCUCAUACUUUUUCUCCUCAGAUAGUCUGUGAAGGAAGGUAUCAAAAAGGGACUCCGGAUUCCAGGCACUCUCGGCGUCCAGCGUGCGAAAGUCAACAGCGUAGUCUGCCACACGACGAGAAUUUUGACGUAAAUCCAGCAGUUUAUGGGCCGCCUCUCUGCCGGAUACCGGAGAAUCAAAAACCUUCCUCACCUCUGCCAUAAAGUCCUCCAGAUGACGACAAACAGCGGAUUGUUGCUCACAAACUGCCGUCGCCCAGGAGAGCGCCCUUGCCGACAUUAGCGUAAUAAUAUAUGCUAUUUUAGAUCAGUCCAAAGGAAACAAAGAUGGCUGUAGCUCAAAAAUAAGGGAGCAUUGAGAAAGAACCCCGGCAGGUACCAGGAUCCCCAGAGUAUCUCUCAGGAGGAGUGUUCACAGCCUGCCAGGGUGGUGACAGUCCAGUCAUGGCACAGCAGGACACGCCUGCCAAUAAGGCCGCUGCCCCGAACCUGGCCGUGCUGCACUCCAAUUUUAUCAUCGGCUCUGUGUCAGAGGAGAACUCUGAAGAUGAGUUUUUGGGGAAGCCAGACCUAACGCUGGGCCUGGAGGAGAAGGAGCGCUCCAUAUCCCCCACCUCUAGCCUCAGUUCAGAGAACAGCAGCUACGAGAUGGGCUUUGACAACAUUGACGGACCCCACAUGAGUUGUUCACACAGACCAAGCAUGUCUGGGCUGCACCUGGUCAAGCAGGGACGAGACCGCCGUCGCAUAGACCUGCAGAGAGAUUUCACUGUGGCCUCCCCCGCCGAGUUCGUCACCCGCUUCGGAGGCAAUAAGGUCAUCGAGAAGGUCCUCAUUGCCAACAACGGCAUCGCGGCGGUUAAGUGCAUGCGCUCCAUCCGCCGCUGGGCUUACGAGAUGUUCCGCAACGAGCGCGCCAUCCGCUUUGUUGUCAUGGUAACCCCCGAGGACCUGAAGGCCAAUGCAGAGUACAUAAAGAUGGCCGACCACUAUGUGCCGGUGCCAGGAGGGACCAAUAACAACAACUAUGCCAACGUGGAGCUCAUUCUGGACAUUGCCAAGCGAAUACCUGUGCAGGCUGUAUGGGCUGGGUGGGGCCACGCCUCAGAGAAUCCCAAACUCCCAGAGCUGCUCAUGAAGAAUGGCAUUGCCUUCAUGGGUCCUCCUAGCCAGGCCAUGUGGGCUCUAGGGGACAAGAUCGCCUCAUCCAUCGUGGCUCAGACAGCUGGCAUCCCUACCCUGCCAUGGAGCGGAGCAGGACUCACAGUGGAUUGGACAGAGAGCGAUCAGAAGAAGAGGAUCAUCAACGUUCCCCCUGAUCUGUAUGAGCUGGGCUGCAUCCAUGAUGUGGAGGCAGGACUGAAGGCUGCGGAGGUGGUAGGCUACCCCGUGAUGGUGAAGGCCUCCGAGGGAGGUGGAGGAAAGGGCAUCCGCAAAGUCAACUGUGCUGACGACUUCCCCAACCUCUUCAGACAGGUCCAGACCGAGGUUCCAGGCUCACCCAUCUUCGUGAUGCAGCUGGCCAAACACGCUCGUCACCUGGAGGUCCAGCUCCUGGCUGACCAGUACGGCAACGCCAUCUCCCUGUUCGGCAGGGACUGUUCCGUACAGCGGCGACACCAGAAGAUCAUAGAGGAGGCGCCCGCCACCAUCUCCACCUCAGACGUCUUUGAGGACAUGGAGAGGUGUGCAGUGAAGCUGGCUAAGAUGGUGGGCUACGUCAGUGCUGGCACAGUGGAGUAUCUCUACAGCCAAGAUGGCAGCUUUUACUUCCUAGAACUCAACCCUCGUCUGCAGGUGGAACACCCCUGUACUGAGAUGGUGGCCGACGUCAACCUGCCUGCUGCACAGCUACAGAUUGCCAUGGGGAUCCCCCUGCACCGUAUUAAGGACAUCAGAAUGAUGUAUGGGGUCCAGCCCUGGGGAGACUCUAUGAUUGACUUUGAGGGUCUGUCCACGGCCCCCUCCCCACGUGGACACGUCAUCGCUGCCCGCAUCACCAGUGAGAACCCGGAUGAGGGUUUCAAGCCGAGCUCGGGCACGGUGCAGGAACUGAAUUUCCGCAGUAACAAGAAUGUGUGGGGAUACUUCAGUGUGGCAGCGGCCGGAGGCCUGCAUGAGUUUGCAGACUCCCAGUUUGGCCACUGCUUCUCCUGGGGAGAGAACCGAGAGGAGGCCAUCUCUAACAUGGUGGUGGCCCUGAAGGAGCUGUCGAUCAGAGGAGACUUCAGGACCACAGUGGAGUACCUCAUCAAGCUGCUGGAGACUGAGAGCUUCCAGCACAACACCAUCGACACAGGCUGGCUGGACAGGCUCAUCUCCGAGAAGAUGCAGGCGGAGCGUCCUGACACCAUGCUGGGCAUAGUGAGCGGGGCUCUCCACGUGGCUGAUGUCAACCUGAGAAACAGUGUCUCCAACUUCCUGCACUCUCUAGAAAGAGGUCAGGUGAUGCCCGCGCACACUCUUCUCAACACCGUGGAUGUGGAGUUGAUCUAUGAAGGUACUAAGUAUUGUCUGAAGGUGACGCGUCAGUCCCCCAACUCCUAUGUGGUCAUCAUGAACAGCACCUCUGCCGAGGUGGACGUCCAUCGCCUCAGCGACGGUGGCCUGUUGCUCUCCUACGACGGCAGCAGCUACACCACCUACAUGAAGGAGGAGGUGGACCGGUACCGUAUCACCAUUGGGAACAAGACGUGUGUGUUUGAGAAGGAGAACGACCCGUCGCUGCUUCGCUCGCCCUCAGCAGGGAAACUCAUCCAGUACACCGUGGAGGACGGAGGGCACGUGUUCUCUGGCCAGUGUUAUGCUGAGAUAGAGGUGAUGAAGAUGGUGAUGACUCUGACGGCGCUGGAGUCCGGCUGUAUCCACUAUGUGAAGAGGGCCGGUGCCGUGCUGGAGCCGGGCUGUGUCAUCGCCAAGCUGCAGUUGGAUGAUCCUGGCAGGGUACAACAGGCGGAGCUGCACCACGGGGCCCUGCCCGUCAUCCAGGCGGUGGCGCUGAGAGGAGAGAAGCUCCACAGGGUCUUCCACAGCACCCUGGACCACCUGGUGCACAUCAUGAGUGGUUUCUGCCUGCCUGAACCCUUUUUCAGUGGAAAGCUAAAGGAAUGGGUGGAAAGGCUGAUGAAGACUUUUCGGGACCCCUCCCUGCCGCUGUUGGAGCUGCAGGACAUUAUGACCAGUGUGUCAGGCCGGAUCCCACUCGCUGUAGAGAAAUGCAUCAAGAAGGAGAUGGCCCAGUACGCCAGCAACAUUACCUCUGUGCUCUGCCAGUUCCCCAGUCAGCAGAUUGCCAACAUCCUGGACAGUCAUGCUGCCACUCUGAACAGGAAGUCGGAGAGAGAGGUGUUCUUCAUGAACACUCAGAGCAUUGUACAACUGGUGCAGAAGUACCGCAGUGGCAUCCGUGGUCACAUGAAGGCUGUGGUGAUGGACCUGCUCAGACAGUAUCUCAAAGUAGAGGUGCAGUUCCAGCAUGGACACUACGACAAGUGUGUGUUCACACUGCGUGAGGAGAACAAGGGCGACAUGGCCAACGUGUUAAACUACAUCUUCUCGCACGCCCAGGUCACCAAGAAGAACCUCCUGGUCACCAUGCUUAUUGACCAGCUGUGUGGUCGUGACCCCACCCUGACUGACGAGCUGAUGGCCAUUUUGACAGAGCUCACCCAGCUCAGCAAGACAACCAACGCCAAGGUGGCACUGCGUGCCCGCCAGGUGCUGAUUGCCUCCCACCUCCCCUCCUACGAGCUCCGUCACAACCAGGUGGAGUCCAUCUUCCUCUCUGCCAUCGACAUGUACGGACACCAGUUCUGCAUCGAGAACCUGCAGAAACUGAUCUUGUCUGAGACGUCCAUCUUUGAUGUGCUGCCCAACUUCUUUUAUCAUAGUAACCAGGUGGUCCGGAUGGCUGCCCUGGAGGUGUACGUACGUAGAGCCUACAUCGCCUACGAGCUCAACAGCGUCCAGCACAGACAGCUGAAGGACAACACCUGCAUUGUAGAGUUCCAGUUCAUGCUGCCUACCUCCCACCCCAACCGAGGGAACAUCCCAACUCUAAACAGGAUGUCGUUCUCGUCCAACCUGAACCACUACGGCAUGGUGCACAUGGGCAGCGUGAGUGACGUCCUCCUGGAUACCUCUUUCACCCCACCCUGCCAGCGCAUGGGAGCCAUGGUCUCCUUCCGCUCCUUCCAGGAGUUCACCCGGAACAUUAAAGACGUGAUGAGCUGUUUCUCUGACUCUCCUCCUCACAGCCCCACCUUCCCAGAGGGAGGGAACCCUGUGCUCUAUGGAGAGGAGGACACCAAGAGUAUCCAAGAUGAGCCCGUUCACAUCCUCAACGCGGCCAUUAAGACUGACAGUGACAUCGACGACGAUGGCCUGGCCGCCAUGUUCCGGGAGUUCACCCAGUCAGAGAAAUCCCUGCUGUUUGAACAUGGCAUCCGCAGGCUGACCUUCCUGGUUGCUCAGAAGGAUUUCAGGAAGGCAGUCAACUAUGAGGUGGACCAGAGGUUUCAUAGAGAGUUCCCCAAGUUCUUCACCUUCCGGUCCAGAGACAAGUUUGAGGAGGACAGGAUCUACCGUCACUUGGAGCCAGCGCUGGCCUUCCAGCUGGAGCUGAACCGCAUGCGUAACUUUGCCCUGACCGCCAUUCCCUGUGCCAACCACAAGAUGCACCUUUACCUGGGCGCUGCCCGUGUGGAGGCGGGCACAGAGGUCACAGACUACCGCUUCUUUGUCCGGGCCAUCAUCCGUCACUCAGACCUGGUCACCAAGGAGGCGUCUUUUGAGUACCUCCACAACGAGGCCGAGCGUCUGCUGCUGGAGGCCAUGGACGAGCUGGAAGUGGCCUUCAACAACACCACCGUACGCACUGACUGCAACCACAUCUUCCUCAACUUUGUCCCCACCGUCAUCAUGGACCCCUCCAAGGUCAGUGGCAGCACACCCAAGACCUGUACAUGCACUGUGUACAUUGGUUUUGUACACUGUACAUGUAGUGAUGUGUUUUGGUAUAUGUUUAAAACAAACUUCUCUCUGUGUAACCAUGCUCAGAUUGAGGAGUCGGUGCGCUCUAUGGUGAUGCGUUACGGCAGUAGGCUGUGGAAGCUCCGGGUCCUGCAGGCUGAGCUGAAGAUCAACAUCCGGCUGACGCCCACAGGCAAACAGAUACCCAUCCGCCUUUUCCUCACCAACGAGUCAGGCUACUACCUGGACAUCAGCCUGUACAAGGAGGUCACCGAUUCCCGUACGGGACAGUUGGGGCCUAAAGACCGACAGAUCAUGUUCCAGGCAUAUGGGGACAAGCAGGGUCCUCUACAUGGCAUGCUCAUCAACACCCCAUAUGUGACCAAGGACCUGCUGCAGUCCAAACGCUUCCAGGCCCAGUCCCUGGGAACCACCUAUGUCUAUGACUUCCCUGAGAUGGUCAGACAGGCUCUAAAGAAGCUGUGGCAGUCCACCAAAGCCUUCGCCCACCUGCCCAAAUGCCCUCUGCCCUCUGAGCUGCUCACUUUCACUGAGCUGGUCCUGGAUCCACAGGGACAGCUGGUGCAGAUGAACCGUCUACCAGGAGGGAACGAGAUUGGCAUGGUGGCCUGGCGGAUGACGCUCAGGACCCCGGAGUACCCGGCAGGGCGUGAGAUCAUUGUGAUCAGUAAUGACAUCACACACAAGAUUGGUUCGUUUGGGCCGCAGGAGGACCUGCUGUUCCUGCAGGCCUCAGAGAUGUCCAGGGAGAGUGGUAUUCCUCGUAUCUACAUCUCUGCCAACAGCGGUGCCCGCAUCGGCCUGGCAGAGGAGAUCAGACACAUGUUCCAUGUAGCCUGGCAGGACACGGCAGACCCCUACAAGGGCUUCAAGUACUUGUACCUGACCCCUCAGGACUACAAGAAGGUGUCAGCCCUGAAUUCUGUUCAUUGUGAACACAUAGAGGAUGAGGGAGAGUCCAGGUACAAGAUCACUGACAUCAUCGGGAAGGAGGAGGGUCUGGGGGUGGAGAACCUGAAGGGCUCCGGGAUGAUUGCUGGAGAGUCCUCUUUGGCCUAUGACAAGGUCAUCACCAUGAACCUGGUGACUUGUCGUGCAAUCGGGAUCGGAGCCUACCUGGUUAGGCUGGGUCAGAGGACCAUCCAGGUGGAAAACUCCCACAUCAUCCUCACUGGGGCUGGAGCACUCAACAAGGUGCUGGGUAGAGAGGUAUACACCUCCAACAACCAGCUGGGUGGGAUUCAGAUCAUGCACAACAACGGUGUGACCCACAGCACAGUGUGUGAUGACUUUGAGGGAGUCCACAUGCUGCUGCACUGGCUCUCCUACAUGCCCAAGGACCGAUCUAGUCCUGUGCCCAUCAUCAAUGCCAAGGACCCCAUAGACCGGCUGGUGGAGUUCAUGCCCACCAAGGCUCCCUAUGAUCCCCGCUGGAUGCUGGCAGGACGCCCCGGCCAAACUCCAAAGGGCCCGUGGCAAAGUGGGUUCUUUGACCAUGGCUCAUUCAUGGAGAUCAUGCAGCCUUGGGCUCAGAGUGUGGUGGUGGGCAGAGCCAGGCUAGGUGGCAUACCUACUGGAGUGGUUGCUGUGGAAACUAGAUCUGUGGAGCUGUCAAUCCCAGCCGAUCCAGCCAACCUGGACUCUGAAGCCAAGAUCAUCCAGCAGGCAGGCCAGGUGUGGUUCCCGGACUCUGCGUUUAAGACGUCACAGGCCAUCAAGGACCUGAACCGCGAGGGCCUCCCUCUUAUGGUGUUCGCAAACUGGAGAGGCUUCUCUGGAGGCAUGAAAGACAUGUAUGACCAGGUGCUGAAGUUUGGAGCCUACAUCGUGGAUGGGCUGAGAGAGUACCGCCAGCCUGUUCUGGUGUACAUCCCUCCCCAGGCAGAGCUCAGAGGAGGGUCCUGGGUGGUCAUAGACCCCACCAUCAACCCCCGCCACAUGGAGAUGUAUGCUGACAAGGACAGUCGUGGUGGAGUGUUGGAGCCAGAGGGAACAGUAGAGAUCAAGUUCAGGAAGAAGGACCUGGUGAAGACUAUGAGGAGGGUGGACCCGGUCUACAUGGGCCUGGCAGAGAGACUGGGUACCCCAGAGCUGGGCCCGCCAGAGAGGAAGGAACUGGAGACCAAACUGAAGGAGCGGGAGGAGUUCCUGUUACCCAUCUACCACCAGGUAGCCGUGCAGUUCGCUGACCUCCACGACACCCCGGGACGCAUGCAGGAGAAGGGCGUCAUCACGGACAUCCUGGAGUGGCGGACGUCACGUCACUUCUUCUACUGGCGUCUGAGGCGUCUGCUGCUGGAGGACACGGUCAAGAUGAAGAUCCAAGUGGCCAACAGCGAGCUGACUGAUGGACAGAUUCAGGCCAUGCUGAGACGCUGGUUCGUAGAGGCUGAGGGGACCGUCAAGGCGUAUCUAUGGGACAGCAAUGAGGAGGUAGUGGAGUGGCUGGAGAAGCAGCUGAAGGAGGAGGAGGGGGCCAGGUCUAUCGUCGACGAGAACAUUAAGUACAUCCGCAGGGACCACAUCCUCAAGCAAAUCCGCAGCCUGGUCCAAGCCAAUCCUGAGGUUGCCAUGGAUUCCAUCGUGCACAUGACCCAACACAUCUCCCCAACACAGCGUGCUGAGGUGGUCCGCAUCCUGUCUACCAUGGAUGCUGCCCCGGCCGAUACCUAAGCCUCAUUUAUACCUGGUUCUAACAUGCGUCCUUUGUCUUGAUCUUGUCCACAUUCUGAUCUUGUCCACAUUUUUUGUGAGGUAUAGAUUAUUGUGGUCAUAUCUUCCUGACCACCUCCGGAGGUAGUCAGGGACCCAUUGUAUUUGGAUAUCAAUCCAUUGUAAACAGAUCUGGAUGGUCAAUCCAUUUAAAUCAUUAUACUGGUAUCUAAAACCAUUGACAGGUAGCUCCAUUGACUUAUGGCAUCAAUAAUUGUUUAACACAAAAUAUAUAUAUUUUGAAAGAAUCUGUCACAUAAUUUGCAUACAGGGAGGCACCAGGAAAUCUGGUCACAAUGGUUGGUGGAUAAGAGACACAUUUUACUACCAUGUGUAGAUCUAAUUGUAUUUGUCACAUGCGCUGAAUACAACAGGUGCAGACUUUACUGUGAAAUGCUUACUUACCAGCCUUUUCCCAGCAAUGCAGAAUAAAAAAAGGAAGUAAUAACACAAUCAAUUAACAAUAUCGAGGCUAUAUACAAGGAGUACUGGUACCGAGUGGAUGUGCAGGGGUACGAGGUAGUUGAAGCAAUCAGGAAAGAUAAGCGUAUCAGCAGCGUGUGUGGGUAGAGUCCAGUGAGUAUGCAAGAGAGUCAGUGGAAUUUUUAAAUAAAAUGGUAUUCAUCAAUGUGGGCACAAUCAGAAUGUGAAUAUGAUCCGGACAAAGGACUCACGUUAGCACCAGUUAUAAACCUAGAGGGCCUCCCCUCUCUUCCUAGCCUGGCCCCACUGCACUCUGGCACUGCCCCUGUGGAGGAACUGUGCUGGAAACUGGGGCUGGAGGAGCCUACAUGGCAGCCGAUGAGUUUGUGCUGUUACUGAUGAAACUGUUGGCAAUGAUUCUGGAGGGAGGGGGGGGAAGAGUGGAGACACACGGGGACUGAUGUCCAGGGUAAUGAAUUUACACAAGUCUUACAGAAUGUGUGUUCGUGUUGAUAAACUCCUUCCUUUUUCUCUGAGAAUAGCCUCAAUUUGUUGGGGCAUGGUGUUGAAAGCAUUCUUACAGGGAUGCUGGCCCAUGUUGAUUCCAAUGCUUGCAACAGUUGUCAAGUUGGCUGGAUGUCCUUUGGGUGGUGGACCAUUCUUGAUACACACGGGAAACUGUUGAGCAUGAAAAACCCAAACCGGUGCACUUGACACCGGUGCACAGCUUGCCUGUUCAAAGGCACUUAAAUAUUUUGUCUUGCCCAUUCACCUUCUGAAUGGUACUCAUACACAGUCCAUGUCUCAAUUGUCUCAAGGCUUAAAAAUCCUUCUUUAACCUGUGUCCUCCCCUUUAUCUACACUGAUUGAAGUGGAUUUAACAAGUGACAUCAAUAAGGCAUCAUACUGUAGCUUCCACCUGGUCAGUCUGUCAUGGAAAGAGCAGGUGUUCAUGUUUUGUACACUCAGUGUAUCUAAUAUAUGUGUAUAUGUAAGUGCAAUUUGAAUAAUUAUCAACAAAGCAGAGACCAGAAAUUAUAUACUUGUAUAGCUAACAUGAAUGAGGCCAAGCUUAGGGACUACACAAUUGACCAAAGUGGAAGCAGCUCUUCAUCCAUUUGCAAUCAUAAAGAGCCUCUGUCCUAUGGGAAAGGAAAACAUGCAUUGGGUUUUGGGGUGUUUUGAUGGUGAUCUUGAAAAUAAGAUGCCAGUAGACUGCUGGGAGGGUUCACUAGGGUGGGGGGGUUAGUACACAUUUUGGAGGGAGCACUUAUUUACUGAUAAAACCCAUGGUAGAGAGUGUUGCAUGGCGCUACCGGGGCAUUGUGAUUGGGAAAGUGGGCUGAUCUUUCCAGGGACUGGAGUGCUGGAGAGGAGUCCAGCAGGAGGAGAGGCCAAUUCAGACCAACCACACUGGCCCUGGGGUGAGCCAAGGCAGGCAGACACAUGCUGAAGCAGAUAGACGAGCAGUUGUCGCCUUACACACAUUGCUUUGAAUGGACCUUACUGUUCUAUUACUUACAUUAGGCUUUAGUGCAGCACAGCUUGCUCUUUAGUUUACUAAAAGUCUGACACACAAGCAAACACUAUCAAUGGUAAUUGUUGCCAUAAUGGUUAAGAAUCAAUAGUUUUCUACCGUGUGGUAUAUUUUUGGCUAUUAUUGUGGCUUAUUCCCACCAAAAAAACAUGUUGAAAAUGUGUUUUUUCUGUAUUUGUUUUUGUUGAAAAUGUGAAACAUUUGGGUGACUAAUUUAUUAAAUGGCAAUCAUGUUAAAGAGAACUAGGUAAUGUACACUGGAGUUACAGUCAGUAUUACAGGUGUGUUUUAAAAUGUUCACUAAUUUUGAGUUAAUUAUUGAUCCGCAGUUAUUUCUCUCCAUGGAGUCAUUGGGAUCGGGGUUUGCUAUUAAAAAAAAAUAAUGUUUGCUUGCUCACUCAAACUCUAGGCCUAGGUCCUAUUACUACAACAUUCAAAUGUACAAAAAAGUAUCUGAAAUGGAGCAUAAACAACUGUUUUAUAUAGUUUAAUAACUAGUGGUGUAAAAAUACUUUAAAGUACUACUUAAGUAGUGUUGUGGGGUAUCUGUACUUUACUAUUUAUAUUUUUGACAACUAAUGUACUUUCUACUCCAUAUAUGUUCCCUGACACCCAAAAGUACUUGUUACAUUUUGGAUGCUUAGCAGGACAGGAAAAUGGUCCAGUUCACAUACUUCAAGAGAACAUCCCUGGUCAUCUACUGGCAGACUCCUCUGAUCUCUGGCAGACUCACUAAACACAUGCUUUGUUUGUAAAUGAUGUCUGAGUAUUGUAGUGUGCCCCUGGCUAUCCAUAAAUAAAAACUAAACUGCU